AUGAAUGUGGGAACCUUAGGGUACAUGGCCAUAAAUCUUCAAGCAUUUCAAGUGAGAUACGUAAGUCCUUUUGUUGUUGGAAUGAUCCUCCGACCAAGACCGCGCAUUAGGAUUCGCGCUUAUCUUCUUAAAGCUUCUCGAAAGAAUCUUUGUCCAGCUGAACACAUUCCUCCAAAGAAGCUUCUGGCCAAGGAUGAGAACAUGCAAGAUUGUGGUGACGGAUUCGGGAAGGCAGAGCCUGCAGAAGGAUAG
Messenger RNA from Dovyalis caffra, 252 nucleotides. Lineage: Eukaryota; Viridiplantae; Streptophyta; Magnoliopsida; Malpighiales; Salicaceae. The record is from the annotation of a GenBank genome assembly.